AUGACCAGUCGAGCUAUGUCCAAGGACACAUGCAACGAUUCUGCCAAGAGCGAAACGAUGGCUAGCAAUUGCAGUCGCUCUGAGGAAUCCUUACAAGCGCUGUCGGGCUGUCCCUCCAGCAUGAACACGCGGGACUCUGGACAUCUCGACCGGAUCAUAACACAGCGGUUCGAGCCUGAGGACGCGAUACGUAUGAAUGCUAGCAUGGAAAAGACUGCAACGGUGCGAGGAAGCCAAGAAAGUGUACCAAACCGCUCCAUCAUCUCUCGCAUCUUCACCAACAAGCCAACCGGUAGCAUCGAUUUGCCGCCCGACGGAGGCUACGGCUGGGUGUGCUGCCUGUGCGUAACCCUGAUCAUGUUCUCAACGUGGGGCGCUAGCUGCGGGUUUGGAGUGUAUCUGGCAUACUACUUCAACAACGGAGUUUUCGCAGGUGCCUCCAAGUACGAUUAUGCCUUGAUAGCUGGCAUGACUGUAGCCUUUGGGCAGGGCAUGGCACCCGUGGCAUUAUUUCUGACCCGCGUGAUGGGCUGCAAGGGACCCAUGUACAUCGGCAUUGUGAUGAUGUUUCUUGGCCUCCUUUUGGCAUCGUUUGCUACCAAACUAUGGCAGCUGUACCUAACACAGGGCGUGCUGGUCGGUAUUUCCAGUGCCUUACUUUAUGCACCUGCAACCACGGUUCUACCUGGUUGGUUCCUCAAAAAGAGAUCCAUGGCGCUUGGUUUCUCGCUGACUGGUACUGGAGCUGGUGGUGUAACUUACUCCAUGUCCGUUAGCAAGCUUAUACAGGAAACUGGAGAUCAGCGGUGGGCGCUUCGUAUGAUGGCCAUAGCGUGUUCUCUUACCAGCAUAGUAGCCACGCUGCUACUACGACAAAGAAAUCCUACCAAACCUUGUGGCUACAAAUCCUGGUCGGCAAUCGUGCAGCAGUUCAGACUAAUAUUUUCUUUACGUGUUGCAACUAUGUACAGUGUUGAGCUGGUGGCCGUAUGGUUUGCAUUCGCAUUGUUUGGAUACAAUUUGAUGGUUUUCACUCUCUCACCGUACGCUGUCGCCAAAGGCCUGCCUGCCAACCAGGCAGCGCUUUUGACCACUUGCUUAAACGCGGCACAAUGUGUGGGUAGACCCGCUAUGGGGUAUCUUGGAGAUAGAUUUGGCCGGAUCAAUAUUACCGUGAUGUUAACUCGAUUUUGACUAUUUUCAUGUUCGCAUUUUGGCUUACCUGCCACAAUUUCAUUCAACUAUUGUUUUUCUCGAUUUGCAUUGGGUCCUGUGUCGGUGUUGCUAACGUCAUGAGUACGGUGCUAAUAGCCGACGUUAUUCACCCAGAUGAUUUUCUGCCCGCUUGGAGUUUGGUAAACUCGCUCGGAUCACCGUUUUUAUUGGUCUGUGAAGUGAUCGCCCAAGCACUAACCAACUCUUCCAAUCCUGCUGAUCCAUAUCUUCACACUCAGAUAUUUGCUGGACUGUGCUUCUUCUGUGCGCUGAUACUCAUACUAUUGUUACGUGAAAUGAGCGUUAGAUCGAAACUAGAGAAAAGCGUUCAUAUCAUGAGUUCCAGUAGUGUGGAUACCUCUAGAAACUGUGGUGACAAACACAUCGAUGAGUACAAGUUGAAUGAAAAGCAUACCAUGUACAGUGCUUUGCUUGAGAGGGGUUACAAACGCUAUUUCCAACGCAUGUUCCAUUUAACUAAGGUGUGA
Molecule: messenger RNA, 1703 nt
Organism: Lachancea nothofagi CBS 11611
Lineage: Eukaryota; Fungi; Ascomycota; Saccharomycetes; Saccharomycetales; Saccharomycetaceae
Source: the annotation of a GenBank genome assembly